AUGGCCGCAACUCAUGGGCCAGCAACUCACCUUCCAGCAGAUCCCAUGGCUGUUUCAGCCCCUACACCGGAUGAUGAGGUACGGGAGUACGAAAAAAUCCUAAACAUCAAUGACCAAGUCUUCUCGGGCACUCAUCCCCGGCUCAAUGUUCCCCAGCACCUCGUGCGCAAGCCUGGGAGAAAUGUCCAAAAUGUCCCUCUUCGAACUCAUUUACCUAAACACCCUCCCCCAAAAGCUGUAUUGGCAAAUUCCCCUGUGGUUGCAACCACAAAACAGCCUUACAAUAGCUCGCAGAGUGCCUCGGCCAGAAACGCCUUGCCUGCAGCACCACAACCCGCCCGUGUGGCUUCAAAACCUACAUCCGAGAUCGAUCCAAUCUUCUUGACCAAGUCGGAUGACCUAAUCAGGGCAGAACUACAGUUACAAAGACAGAGAUUGGAACGAGCACUGCGUGAUCAAGUGGAGCUCAAGAAACAGGAGACCAAACAGAGACCUGCGGUUCAAGACACGAAGCCCGACUUUGAUGUUUCAGAGGUUUUCAAACAAGCUCUUGAGGCGGUGAAGCCGGUUUCGCUGAGCGAUGCAUCUGAGGCCAGUGGACCUGGCGGUGCUGCCAGUGACUCCUUCGACGACAAUUCAUUUUACUCCAGUAGAGCUCCUGACUCGCCUCCCCAGACUGGCAGACAACAGAAGUCAUCCCCCGUGGCUAUACUUGCACCCACAGGACCUGCCACGCGUGUUCCGGUAACCCAUUACGCAGAUGAGUUGCAGCGACUUGAAGCUCUCAACCGUCCUGGAUCUGAUCAGGAAAUGCCAGAUGCUUACCUUGUUGCUGACCAGCGUCACUCCCAUUCUCAGAAGCAGGCCCGCUACCACAAAGCAGAGGCUCCCGUCAGCCGCUUCCGCGAUUCGCAUCGGUUCGAGACUGUGGACGAACCCGAAUAUUCUCCACCUGCUCCAGCGGCGCCGCCAGCGGAUCAUCGUGAAUAUCCCCGUGGGUUAGAAAGUGCUGCUGGAAGAACAUCUAGGCCAGAUGCUAGAUACACCGACCGAACCAGAGAUAUCCGCGAGCCCCCGUCUCCCGCAAACGUGAAGGUAGUUCGAAACCAUAUCACAUCACCGGCAGCUCCCCAGCCAUCUCGAGUGUCACCUCUGGCCAUUGCAAAGGUUCCUUCUGUCCAGCAAAUCCGGGAUGAACGAUCUGAACAUGGUGCUGAUCAGGUGUACUCGGACCCUGAUUCUGCUCGUGACAGUCCCAAUGCUCCGGUCUUUCACAUCAUGUCCCGGAAACGGAGGAGGCUGCGUGAAGGCGAUGAAGGGCCCCGUCAAACCUCGCACAGGACACAAAAUGCAGAACCUGUCGAGGCAUUUAUCAAAGAGGAGCCUGUUUCACCGCCGCCAUUCGCCGAUGAUCCUACGGUUGUUCGCAGCCGAAACCCUGCAGAGCGCCCCAUCUACAUUGACAUCGCGUCCCCUCAAUACACUCCAGUUUACGAAAGUCGCGGACCACCAGUGCGAGAGCCAGUUUACGAAAUUGACCCGUACCAUGAGCCUCUACCGGACGCUGGACCCCAGCGCACAAUAUCUCGUCUGAGCAUCAGACGACCAAUUCGGGAGGAAGCCGAUCUUCGACGAGUCGCCAGUUCACAGUAUGCUCGGCAAUCAGACUAUGCUCGUGAGUACAUUGAGGCCCAGCCACGCCCAGUUCGAGCGGCAUCAUACGUUGUGGAACGCCCGGUUCAAGAGCGGCCAAGGUACUACGAGGAAGCCUCUCCUUACACACAGCAUCGUUACAUUUCUGCGGAUGACAUGCCGCCCCCAACAUAUCGGGAGACUUACUACGAAGACGCACCGCCGGCACGGAUGAUGGCACCCCCUCGACGUCGGAUCGUGGUUGAUGAGCAUGGCACUCAGUACUACGAGUUGCCGCAGGCACCAAGACUGCAGCCGAUGGCACCUCCGCCCCCGCCCCCGCCCCGGCCAGUCUCUCGGAUGUCAAAGGAUGUUUACGAUGAACGAGUGCAUCACCACGCGGGCAGUGUUCGUGCGCCUUCAGUUGUGCAAGACCCCUACGGUGAACGACACUACGUGCAGGAAAUGCCCCCGCCCCAGCCUGUCUACAGGCGAGUGACGUCAGAAUAUGCUCGUCCCGUAGCAGCCGAUGAGAGACAAGGCUACGCUGCUCCUUUGGAAGGCCAUGAACCCUACUCACGCAGCAGCAGUGUACAAGUAGCGGAGUACCUUCCUCGUCAUGCAGUCUAUGUUGAUGAGCGUGGAGUGCCCCAGGAGAGAAUAAUUCGGACAGCCAGUGUUCGUCCUCCCCAGCCUCGCUAUGAAAACCCGCAUGAGGUUGUUCAGCGAGUUGGGAGCGUGCGACCAACUGGCCCGGGCCGCGAGGCCAGUAUCUUCAUGCAGCAGGACAGACCAAUCGGGGAAUACGUUGAGAGACCGUACUACAUUCGGGAUCGACGGUACUAUGAAGGUGAAGAUGAAGAGGGAGAACGCCUCGCGCUGGACGGCGCGAAUGAUACGAUCCAGCGAGGUUCACAGCGUUACUAG
Messenger RNA from Penicillium samsonianum, 2559 nucleotides. RefSeq lists its product as uncharacterized. The coding region runs from base 1 to 2559 and encodes 852 amino acids. The record is from RefSeq and is a predicted model, not a curated record. The transcript has a single exon. NCBI's taxonomy places the organism in Eukaryota, Fungi, Ascomycota, Eurotiomycetes, Eurotiales, Aspergillaceae.